Messenger RNA from Laccaria bicolor S238N-H82, 912 nucleotides. RefSeq lists its product as uncharacterized. The record is from RefSeq and is a predicted model, not a curated record. The transcript is spliced from 2 exons. The coding region runs from base 1 to 912 and encodes 303 amino acids. NCBI's taxonomy places the organism in Eukaryota, Fungi, Basidiomycota, Agaricomycetes, Agaricales, Hydnangiaceae.
AUGACCCCACCCGACACCCAACUAACCUCUCUCGCCCAAUCCUCCCUAGGCCUCACCACCGAAAUCCACUGCUACUCCCUCCCCUACGGCGCCCUCGGCUUCACCUCCCACAUCCUCACAUACUACACCAUCCUCUGUCUCUGGUUCGGGCGCAAGCCCCUCUGGCCCUUCUCCCGCAUCCACUACUCCCAGCUCGACUUGGCGUUGGGGAUCCUUGGGCUGGGAGUGACCAUCGCCCUGUCGAUAGUGACGAUCUUGCGGUGUAGGAAUACGUGGCAGUUGUUGGUUAUUGCUGUGUGGAAGCUGGAUGUGUCGGUGUUGAAUGGGGUUACGGCUGUUCAUGUCGCGAUUUUGAUGAGGAGGCGGCUGGGGGGUGAGAGUGUUGUUGGCAAUGUGGAGGUGGGGAGACCGAUAUCGUUCUCUGAUGGAAAGGACGAAAAGGAGACAGUGGUGGGUGUUACACCCAUUCAAAAUCUACACUCAGAAGAGCGGCAACAACCCAUCCACGCUCUCCCCUUCAAAUCAGCUUCAUGGUGGAUACUCCUCUACAUCCCAGGAAUGCUGGCAGGCAUAAUCGGGCUCAUGUCCCUAAUCCACAAAUUCGGGCACGGGCACCAAGGCAUAGCCAAACUAACAGCAAGCUUCUACACCAUCGUCGGCAUCGGCAUAAUCACCUACCUCCUCGGGUCCAUCUACACCCUCUUCCACCUUUCUUCCCCGGGAAUCAUAUACAAGAUCGCUGUAGGCGGUUUAAUUUGGGGCUUGGCGGCGUUUGGGAUAUUGGCGGUGUUUUAUAGCGAUUGGGCGUUGGGCAUGAUGACGGGGAAUAUUUCGGGGUUGCCGAGUGGGGAUGUUGCGCCGUUGUAUUGGUCGUAUUUUGUGGGGAAGAGGUUGCCCAUGUUUAGUUUGUAA